Molecule: messenger RNA, 402 nt
Organism: Haemonchus placei
Lineage: Eukaryota; Metazoa; Nematoda; Chromadorea; Rhabditida; Trichostrongylidae
Source: the annotation of a GenBank genome assembly
GUUUUUUGCACGAACUCUGAGCACACAAUAACGGCAAUGUUAUGGGUCGAAUUGACUUUUCAGGAGGAUUCCACUAUAUCUACCACAUCAGUCGAUGAGAACCUAGAUCAACUCCUUCCAACGACCCCUAUUCCUGUUGCAAGCUCGAAAUGCAACAGUCAGUUGCUCAAGAAGAUCAUGCUCGAUGUAAGCCUUAAUAUCAUUCAAUUCCAGAAUAUCACGUCGAACUCGUCCGAAUCCAAGCGAAAAAUCAACGUGGCAGCUGAAGCACGGUUCGGUGGUAACGUGGAUGUAAUCUGCUCACGAGGACAUUUCUCCUACGUUUUCUCGUCUAAUCUAUACUGUGAAGCUUCCAAAGACCUCGUUACAUGCAUCGCUUUCCGACAAACAGCCAGCGCUUAA